Molecule: messenger RNA, 2977 nt
Organism: Diceros bicornis minor
Lineage: Eukaryota; Metazoa; Chordata; Mammalia; Perissodactyla; Rhinocerotidae
Product: transmembrane protein 121
Exons: 9
Coding region: 308-2539 (743 amino acids)
Source: RefSeq, a predicted model, not a curated record
CCCUCCGGCAGUUGCUAGGCGGCCGUUUGGUGCGAGCAGGGUGAGGCGCUGAUUGGCGGAGUCCGGACGAGGCGGGUGUCGAGUCUCGCCGCGAUUGGGCCACAGGGGGCGGACCCCGCUGAACUGUCCGCGCCGAUUGGACUCCGCCGCACCAGAAGUGCCGCCGCGGCGGACAGAGCGGACGGCACUCAAAAGCCGGGGCGCAGCUCAUUGGCCGCGGCCGGCAGCGUGUCGCGCCGCGAGGGGAUUGGCCCGGGACCCGGCGGCGGCGGCGGCGCGCGAUCCGAGGGAGGUCGGGGCCGGCUGCAUGGGGCGGCGGCGGCGCCGGGUGGACCGGGCGGCCGCGGCCGGGGCCCUGCCCGCGGCCAUCGCCGCGCUGAGUCGGACGCUGCCCGGCGGGCCCAGCCCCGAGACCUUCCGUCGCGCCAAGUUCGACCGUCCGGAGGCGGCCCCCGCGCUCUGGCGGCUGCUCUUCUGCGUGCUCUCGCCGGUGCCUGCCGACGGCGCCGCGGCCUCGCCCGCCCCGGUGGCCCAAGCCCGCCUGGUGAAGUCGGAGCUGCGCUCCCAGGGCUACCCCAGGGGGUCGCUGGCUCGGCUCCCUGAGGACGGCUCCCAGGGCAGCCGCGAGCUGCUGCUGGCCCUGUCCUGGCUCCUGGCCCGUGGGCCCCUGCUCGAGCAGCUGCUGGCCCAGACCCGCGUGCGGCUGGGCGACGAGAUGCCAGUGUGCGAGUGUGAGGCCCUGGCCAGCCCUGGCCCACCUGCACCCCAUGUGGAAGCAGAUGGCUGUGUGGACGUUCGCCACCUGCAGUGGCUGAUGGGAAAGCUGCGGUUCCGGUGGCGAAACCUGAUUGCCAGUCAGCAGGAGCAGUGCGCCCUCCUGGGCAAGAUCCACUCCUACACCCGCGGCUGCCACAGCGACCACAGCCUCGGUCACCUGUCUGUCGCCGAAGCGGAGCUGCUCAGGGACCCGGAGGGUGGCCGGCAGCUGCUGCAGAGGCUGGAGAGUGAGAAUGCUCGCCUGGAGGCGGCCUUGGAGUGGCGGCGCCGGGAGCUGGUCUUCUGGCAGUGGAUGGACACAGUCCUGGGCGCCUGCCCCCCAGACGCCUCACAGCCCACGUUUCUGCCCAGGAUCCCCGCGCGGGGGGCCAGUGAGUUGGAGCUGGUGGCUCAGGAGCUGCAGGCCCUGCAGGAGGAGCUGCGGAAGGCGGCGGAGCCCCGGCGGGCGGCCUGGGAGGCCAGGGUUGGAGGCUGGGGGCCAGAGUGGAAGGCCGCGCAGCGGGCCUGCGAGGAGGCCGUGAGACAGGAGCUGGCAGCUCUGCAGCGAUCCUGGGAGCACGGCGGGGGCCUGGCCCAGCCCCAUGGGCCCCACCGGCUGGUGAGGAGUGAGGCUGGGAUGCUCGGGGGUCCGGGCCUGCCGGCCGCCGAGGUUCCUGAGGUCGCCGCUCGGGAGCAGUGGUGCCCUCGGGACAGCAGGACAGGUCCCGCUGCGCCAUGCCCGCGGGCUGAGCGCCGCCGCCGCAGGGCCUCGUCCCGCCUCGCGUGGGGGCCGCGCGCGCCCAGGCCGAGGCCCCGGCGGCCCACCAUGGUGCUGCCGCCCCCGGACCGGCGCCACGUGUGCCUGACUACGCUGGUGAUCAUGGGCAGCAUGGCGGUCAUGGACGCGUACCUGGUGGAGCAGAACCAGGGCCCGCGCAAGAUCGGCGUGUGCAUCAUCGUGCUGGUGGGCGACGUGUGCUUCCUGCUGGUGCUGCGCUACGUGGCCGUGUGGGUGGGCGCCGAGGUGCGCACGGCCAAGCGCGGCUACGCCAUGAUCCUCUGGUUCCUCUACGUCUUCGUGCUGGAGAUCAAGCUCUACUUCAUCUUCCAGAACUACAAGGCGGCGCGGCGCGGCGCGGCCGACCCGGUGGCGCGCAAGGCGCUGACGCUGCUGCUGUCAGUGUGCGUGCCCGGCCUCUUUCUGCUGCUGGUGGCGCUCGACCGCAUGGAGUACGUGCGCACCUUCCGCAAGCGCGAGGACCUGCGUGGCCGCCUCUUCUGGGUGGCGCUGGACCUGCUGGACCUGCUGGACAUGCAGGCCAACCUGUGGGAGCCGCCGCGCACCGGGCUGCCGCUGUGGGCCGAGGGCCUCACCUUCUUCUACUGCUACAUGCUGCUGCUGGUGCUGCCGUGCGUGGCGCUCAGCGAGGUCAGCAUGCAGGGCGAGCACAUCGCGCCGCAGAAGAUGAUGCUCUACCCGGUGCUCAGCCUCGCCACCGUCAACGUGGUGGCCGUGCUGGCGCGCGCCGCCAACAUGGCGCUCUUCCGCGACAGCCGCGUCUCGGCCAUCUUCGUCGGCAAGAACGUGGUGGCGCUCGCCACCAAGGCCUGCACCUUCCUCGAGUACCGCCGCCAGGUGCGCGACUUCCCGCCACCUGCGCUCUCGCUGGAGCUGCAGCCGCCGCCCCCGCAGCGCAACUCGGUGCCGCCGCCCCCGCCGCUGCAUGGCCCGCCGGGCCGCCCCCACGGGCCCUCGCCCACGCGCGACGCCCUGGACACGUGACAGGGCCCACACGGCCCCUGGGGACGCCCCCGGGGCGCCGAGACUCGAGACUCGGGGCUGGCGGGGUGCGAGUUUUGCAUGGGAUGGGGUGGGGGCGGGCUCCCCACGGGGCCAGGUUCGGUGAGUGCCGGUGCCGGGGCCCGCGGCCGCUUCUUCAUCUCAGGAAUCCCUCGGACCACGGACCCUCAGCCCCCGCUCCGCCAGCCCACCCCAGCGCGUGGGCCAGUGUGUGCUGCCUGGGCUGGAGCGGAAGGGGCCCCACCCCUGCCUGCUGGGGGCCUGGGUGGGAAGGGAGGAAAGAGUGGGCGGAGGUCUGGUCCCUUGGGGUCUCUCGGUGGGGGCCUCUGGCUCAGAGUUUGGGGCCAAGGAGGCCUCUGUCAUUUUAAAGAUUCGUGUUUACAGUUUUGUAUCCAAAGUCACACUGCUCUGUCUGUUUGA